CCGAUCAGUGGCGAAGAGGAUAAAACUGAAGUCAGAGCCACAGCCGGGGAGUGGAGGCGGCGACGGUACUCCCAACCUGAUAGAAACAGACGACAGUUCACGUAUUUAUCUAUUAUACACAGCUAAUUUACGUAAUUUCAACAUUAAUUCGUGUUGGUUGUCAGGACCUUGGAAAUAAGUAGACAUGACACUGAUCCGAGCGAAGCGAGUUGCUUCAGGGAUGCAGCGCAGUAUAUUCAAAGCUGUGUGUGUCCCUGGGAGUCCAGCCAAAAUUUCCAGCACCAUGGCUCCAGCUUGUUCUCGCUGCUUCAAUCGUGGACCACCUUGGAGGCGUGAUCCCUUCUCUCAGAUGGAAGAGUUCAUGAGGGACAUGGAGAGGAAAUUUAAGAGGGACAUUGAUAGUAGUUUGAGUUCAUUUUUCAGAGAAUUUCCCCGUGUAGGUGAGACCUUAUCGCAACCUAUAUCAUCUGCAGUCACAAGGCCAGGUUUUGGGCAUGUGGAAAAUCUGUCAACAGAAGAAAAGUACAAGCUAGCAUUUAACUUUUCCAGUGCCAAGCCCGAAGACAUCAAAGUUAAACUUAAAGAUCGAACCCUGACUGUCACAGGACAAGCUAAGACAUCCACUGAGACAUCCAGGUCUUCUUACGAGACAUCCAUAGAGUACCAGCUUCCCGAUGGGGUGGAUGUUGAUGCUCUGGAGUCUUCUCUCUCCCAUGAUGGGAUCCUGACAAUAGAGGCACCACAGAUUACACCUGAAGAACCUCAGACACCUCAGCCAAUUGAUAUCAACAGGGAAUAGAAAGGUCAGGUUUCACUUUGUCUGGACCCAACCAAGAAGAGUCAUCUUUUGACACCAUCCGACCCAAGGAACUUCAUCUAUCAACUAGAAUCAACCUAGUGAUAUCAAGUGUAAACAAAUGGAAAUGAAAUUGUAGAAAAAGAUGGAAGACUUUUCCGUACAUGUAUUUGAAUGGCUUAUUUUAAGAAUACUGUACUGUAUUGGUGUAACGUUUCUGUUGUCACUCUUCACUAGUCAUAUAUACAAUAGUCACUUACCAAUGUAAUUUGAAGAAUCAAACACUGCAUUUGCCCCCUUUCCCCUACCCCCUUAGAACGGGGGUCAGAAGUUUGUUCUGGGAAGUACCUUACUCUCGGAACAUUAUAUCUCUGUUCUACAUGAUUCGGACAUUUCUGUAUCUGGGAUAAGGAGCUUCCUGGAGUUAACUUAGGCUGCUUAGGAUCCCCUUUUUUUUAAGGGUUUGGAAUUCCUCAUCCAGGAUGUGCCGAACCUAGGACAAGGAGAGCCGGUCCUGAACUUGGUUAGCCUUUUUUUAUCCUUUUGAGCUGGGGUCAGGAGGCGUCUUCCAAGAGGAAAAUGGCUUUUGGACCAGCAUGCUUGAUUGUCCAGUGGUUAAAUGAGUCAGGAUUCUCUUGGGGGAGAACCCUGGCCCUCGGACCUGGCAUCAGCCAGGUUCAGGGACUCCCCAUUUUUUUCUUAUCUUUGCCCUCCUCCUCUAUCAACUGGAAUCGACUUUGUGAAAUCCAACGUGAACAAAUGGAAAGAAAAUUGGAGAAAAAGAUGGACGAUUUUUCUGUAUAUGUAUUUUAAUGGUUUGUGAACAUAAUGGUAUUGUAUUGUUUUUCUUCAGUCAUCUGUAGUCACUUACCAAUGUAAUUUGCUUUGAUGCCUUCAGCAAAGAAAACUCUUUUAAACAUAAGUAAAAAUAUGUAACCAUAGCUUGAACAAUGGUAAAUAAUCUUUGUUAUUGAGUCCCAAGUUAGUGUGAUGACUUUCUGUACAGUACAUCAGGGAAUUACUAACACCAUAGGCUAUUUUAUUUGUGUGAAUAUAACCUUGGUACAAUAAGAUGAA
Messenger RNA from Homarus americanus (American lobster), 1873 nucleotides. Its product is annotated as heat shock protein beta-1-like. NCBI's taxonomy places the organism in Eukaryota, Metazoa, Arthropoda, Malacostraca, Decapoda, Nephropidae. The transcript is spliced from 5 exons. The record is from RefSeq and is a predicted model, not a curated record. The coding region runs from base 185 to 799 and encodes 204 amino acids. Gene Ontology annotation, biological process: response to heat; protein refolding. Gene Ontology annotation, molecular function: protein folding chaperone.